GAAAGACUACAGGUAAGUUGUAGACCUCAAGGUAAUGCCAGUGAUUUACAAAUUUUUUUUUUUUUUUUUUUUUAAUCUGAGCCCUUCCUUUGUCCUCUGAGUUGGGCCUGUCUUUAACAAAUAGGCUUUGUUUAAUAUGAGACACCUGCACUGGAACCUAAACUUAAGGGAUUUACUUUCUUUUAUUUGGUUGGAUAAUUUUCUUGGCAUUCUGUGUUUACCAAAAACAUGCAGUUGCACCUGUCAAAAUUAGUAUUUGAAUUGUUCCUGGUUCACUAAGCAUAUCUAAAUCCUCUCAUGUUUCAUUCAUUGUUCAGAAAAUUCAACUUGUAGAAAAACAAAAAAAGCAGAAGCAGGGAGAAAUUUGUAUUUCUCCAUUGCAUUUAGCAUCUCUAAACAGCCAUUUUUUGUGUCCUAUUUUAUCUUAAGAGUUACUGCUAUUCAAUAUAUUUCUUCAGUUCUAAACUGCCACAGAACCACUGUUUGCUUAGUUAGGUAUUUGAUCUCAUUAAAGUAGCCACUGCUUGUUACAGGGCUGUGGGUGUGCUAUACCACAGAUUUCUCAUAGUGGAUAAAGAAAGAGAUGAAGAAAGAUAUUUUCCAAAUUCAACAAAAGCAUUAUAGAAUACAAUUUUAAUGAAGUUACUCAUUUUUGUGUAUCUUAGCCUGUUGCACCACAUUGUCACUCCUUAGGAAGUUCUUAAAAUUAAUGCAAGUUUUCAAACAGCUCAAGAGAGCUAUAUGACAAUAAUAACAUUAAAAUGACCAGCAAUGAUUGUGUGUUUGCUCUGUCAGGCACUGUUGUGAGCCUGAUACAUGCAUUUAUGUAUUUAUACCAAUGUUUAGUCUUAACGACUCUUGGGAACUAAAUCUUAUAAUUGUUAUCCAUAUCCAGCAGCUGAAGAAACUAAGGCACAGCUUCUUGCCUGUCUUAAGAUAACACAAAUAGGAGGUGACAGAACUAUAGAGUGAAGAGCUGGGAAUAUAUCUCAGCAGCACAGCACCAGCCUGACAAGCUCAAGGUCCUAAGUUUGAUUUCCAGUGCCAAAAAAAACAAGGAAGUAAAGAAAGGUUUGGCACUUUAUCUUCUUAGUUUUCUACUAAGCUACAGAUACAAGAGGUUUCCUAAUGAGCAAAUCUUGUUAAAACUACGUAUAAAUGCAUGUAUUUUUCUGGGUACAAGGGUAGCAUGUGUUGCGGAUUUGUUGAAUUUACAAAAGAAAAUACCUUUAAAUUUAUAUGACAUUCACAACCAUGUUACUACCCUUCCAUUUUGCUUUCCUUUUAAUUUCAGAGUUGAAAUUCAUUUUUGCCUGGGAGAUAAGUCUCAAGUUUAACUACUUUUAACCAAUUUCAACUAAUUUCAACCAGUUUUCCUGGAAAAGUAGGUUUUUGCCUUUUUGGUUAUUUUCCCUCAGGGAAAAAGCAACCCUUUCAGUUAGUUCAGAUGCUUUACAGAAAACAAAGAAUUUUGAAAAAGGGUAGAAGGUUUUUUGUUUUUUGUUUUGUAUGCACUUGGAAACAAGCUGUAAUCUAAAUUUGAAGAGAUCUUCAUCUUUGACUUCUUAAAUAACCUAAGCCCCUGAUUUUUUUUCAAGUUUUCUCCAAGAUACUGUACUUAAUCUCUAAAAGUGCUUCUGUUCACUUUUUAAAGUACUUUUCUCAAUUUAUAUUUUAAAGGCUGUAUUUAUAUAGAAUCCAUAGGGCAACAAACAGGUAUAUGCUGCCCUUUGCAACAUCUCUUUAAAAACUGUAUCGAUAUGCCAGAAUGAAAAACACUUAUUUUGACACAUAGUAGCUGACAUCUAAAAUAAUUUUUCCAGUCACUUUCAGCCUUCAACUGCCCAUUGUAUUACUUAACUCCAUGUUUCCGAGUAAAAAAAGGUCCUCACUUACCAUUUUAUAAAACAUAAAAGGUAGUAAAGAGUAUCCUCCCAUGAGGUCACAUGCAAAAUAAAACACUCUCCAUAUGCAGUUUAGCCAUUUGUAGGGCUUAGCAUUCCAAGACUCAGUGGUGUGUUGUGUGCUGCGAUAGCCCAUAAAUAAUGGUGAACUGCUGCCAUUUGAGGGGAAAAAAACAAUAAUUUUUCAAAAGAAUUGGGUACAGAAAUUAAUACUCUCAAAAUUACUUUCAGUUCUACCAACAUUCUCUUUAGAGCCUUUUCAGCCCUGGAAAUUUAGGGUAGCAGAAUCAAUUUUCUUCAAAAUAAGUAAAAAUACCUAAGGGAUCAGUAGCUCUAUAGCAUUUUUUUAUUGUAUCCUAUUUGCCAGCGUCCCGUUCCUUUUGUAUUCCUUUGCACAAUUCCCUGAUGAAUAUAUAGGUUUUACGUCUAAAAAAUCUUCAUCUCCAAAUCAAAAUUGCUAUCCAUUGGCUUUUACACCAUAAGACUAAGUGCAUAGAAAGGAAAAGGCGAAAUGAAAAAAACCUGUGUUGUAUUUCAGAUGAUUUUCACCUUACAGAAACCAUAAGCCCCUCCCCUUUUCAGGGUGUGCUUUUUUCUCCCUCCUCUUUUCACAGCAGACUAAUUGGGGAGGUACCUAGAAGUAUAAGUUCACUAUUUACACAAAGGGAGCUAGUACAGUAAUGAGCAGCUACAACAUCUCAGUCACAGGCUGAACUCUCAACAGCAGUGUCUUGGGUAGGCUCAGACUUGCAAUCGCCCUGCUUCAGCCUCUUCAAGUUUCUACUUAAGGUAGAACCACAUACCUCUGGAGAAGAUGCUGGUACUGAACUGUUCUACCAAAUUACUGGCUCUGGAGAAAAUACUGAAGAGUCACUUUCCUGAAUCGCUUAAGGUUUAUGGAGCAGUGAUGAACAUAAAUCGUGGGAAUCCCUUUCAAAAGGAAAUCGUAUUGGAUUCAUGGCCAGACUUCAAAGCUGUCAUAACCCGACGACAAAGAGAGGCUGAGGCAGAUAACCUCGACCACUACACUAAUGCCUAUGCCGUGUUCUACAAGGACAUCAGGGCUUACCACCAGCUACUGGAAGAACCUGGUGUUAUUAAUUGGGACCAAGUUUUUCAAAUACAAGGGCUUCAGAGUGAAAUAUAUGAUGUUUCCAAAGUUGUUGCCAAUGCAAAGCAGUUGGAUAUAAAGCUGUCUUCCUUCAAGGCUGUUCACUUUUCUCCUAUUUCAUCUCUGCCAGAUACCAGUUUCCUAACAGUGUCUCCCCCACGCCUAACCCACCUGAGUGUCAAUGAUGCUGAUCUUCUCAAUCGAACUUGGUCAAGGGGUGGCAACAAACAGUGUCUCCGGUACAUCGCCAAACUCAUCUCUUGCUUCCCCAGUGUGUGUGUCCGUGAUGAAAAGGGAAACCCAGUGUCCUGGGGGAUCACAGACCAGUUUGCCACCAUGUGCCAUGGUUACACCCUACCCGAUCAUCGCAGGAAAGGUUAUAGCCGGCUAGUGGCCCUCACGCUGGCCAGGAAGUUGCAAAGUCGAGGAUUCCCCUCUCAGGGAAAUGUCCGCGAUGACAACGAGGCAUCUAUCAACCUCUUGAAGAGCAUCCAUGCUGAGUUCUUGCCUUGUCGUUUUUAUAGGCUGAUUCUUACCCCCAGGGCUUUCUCUGGGAAAGCUCGUCUUUAGCCCAAUAAAACUCUAGAAAUUUUCUUACUUUCCCUAAACAUGACAUACUCUUGGCUGCCAAGGAGGGGAGAAUUAAACCUGGAGUCAGGGAAUCCUUGGGUUGUUGAAAAGGGCCUGGAGAAGAUGUGUAGCACCAUCCUGAGAACAUUAACUAAUCCCAUCUUGGUUUUCUACUAUAAAUAACUGCAGGGUUUGGGGUGUCUGUUGUUGAGAACUGAUGUUUGUCCUCUGUUAGGAAGCUCCACAGGGAAGAAAUUUUGUAAGCCAACAGUUCUUAGCAUAGUGGCAGAAAUGACUGCAUGAGCAUAAGUCAUUUAACAUGGGACUUACCGCAUAACUGCUUGGGCCUUUGCUCUGUAUUUUCACCCUCAUACGGGUCCUCGUAGUGCCAUAGGAUUGCCCUGUCUCCUGCUGUGUCUCACCAGCCUCUAUUCCUACCAUCUCUGACCUAAGUUCUCUAUAGAUUAUCCUGAAUUUUCUCUUUUAAUUGCUUUCUCCACUUCUACUUAAAACCCUAGCCUGUUCUCCCCGGGGAAUGUCCAAAUGCUGCAGGUCCUCUCAUUUUAAUGUUUAUCAGAAUCCCUUGGGAGGCAGGUGACAGCACAGAGGGCUGGCCCCUCCCCACAGUUCCUGCUUCACUUCGAGAUAGAGUAAGGAAGGCCUGAGAAUUUGGAUUUCCAACAGGUUUCCACUUCUCUGUUGCCUAAGGUGGAUGAAGGUACAGGCCUCCUAAUGCAUGUCCUAUAAACAGGACUAACCCCAUAGCCUGUUCCAGUCCUCUUGGUUAUAGUCUGCGUCUUCAUAAGAAACUAAGAUUCACAUAUAGGUGUAUAAGCAGGCACACAAAUGCAAUAUAAACAUGCAUACAUUACGUACAUGUUUAGUCUAUGUGCAUAUGUGUAUGCCCCUAGCAUUUUAAUAAUGAACUUCAGCCGUCUUGUUACAGGGGAAAAAUUUGGGGUCCAGGUAAAAUAAAUGGCUUCUCAAGAUUAUAUUUUAUCAUUGACAUUGGCGACAAAGCCAAAAUCUGUGAUUUUUAAUUUCAACUUGCACUUUUCAUUAAAUCAUGUAUCUUCUUUAUAAAGAAAAUUGAGUGGUUAAAUAAUUAAAUUAGUAUUUUAUUCUA
Messenger RNA from Cavia porcellus (domestic guinea pig), 4711 nucleotides. RefSeq names its product glycine-N-acyltransferase like 3 (gene Glyatl3). NCBI's taxonomy places the organism in Eukaryota, Metazoa, Chordata, Mammalia, Rodentia, Caviidae. The coding region runs from base 2719 to 3585 and encodes 288 amino acids. Gene Ontology annotation, molecular function: glycine N-acyltransferase activity. The record is from RefSeq and is a predicted model, not a curated record. The transcript is spliced from 6 exons. Gene Ontology annotation, cellular component: mitochondrion.